Messenger RNA from Sycon ciliatum, 2521 nucleotides. RefSeq names its product cytochrome P450 7A1-like. The record is from RefSeq and is a predicted model, not a curated record. Lineage: Eukaryota; Metazoa; Porifera; Calcarea; Leucosolenida; Sycettidae. The coding region runs from base 335 to 2020 and encodes 561 amino acids. Gene Ontology annotation, biological process: cholesterol homeostasis; bile acid biosynthetic process. The transcript has a single exon. Gene Ontology annotation, molecular function: heme binding; iron ion binding; steroid hydroxylase activity.
UGCUAUAAUUAUAAUCUUGAAUCUUCAGACUAUAGACUUCACUGGUUCCUUCCAGCAAAAUCGACUGACUCGUGGCGGUCGACGGAAAUCCGCUUGCAGUGGAAGUGCGUUGUGUUAAGUGUUACGUACGGGUGCUGGGCAGUGUCCAGCCACGCUGACCACAGAGUGUUAUCUGAAGUGGCUUUCUAACAUUUCCUGCGAUCGCAACCGCUAAUACUAUACUAGUGAGGUUGAAUAGGCAACGUUAGUUGAACUGGCAUACCUGUCUUCGUACAUAGUGUGUUCCAUCGUCAGUUGUCCUAAUCCGAAAACAUUAGCUGUGCACCACUGCACCAUGUCUGUGGAUUACGAUGGAGAGCCGCAACAGCAGCAGCUAGAUAGUGGUAUUGCAGGUGGUGGUGUCACUGUGAAGCCUGGCUGUGCACUGCUAGCGUUGCUCAUGACCAUACUGGCCAUGGUCUACGUGUACGUGCACUAUCGCUACGUGUAUCGUCGUCAUGGUGAACCACCACUGCUGUCCGGUACCAUUCCCUGGUGGGGCCAUGCGGCCACGUUCGGCAAGGAUCCGUGUCAGUUUGUAACGGACAUGAAGAAGAAGCACGGUAGUGUGUUCACUGUGGUGGCUGCUGGUAAUCGUGUUCUACUGCUGUGUGACUACCGGCACGUUGUGGCGUUCCAGCGAGAGAGCAAGGCGCUCAGUGGUGCCGAGCUGAAGAUGGAAAUGACGGCAAAGAUCUUUGGCGCACAGAUGGCGCGUGCGGAUCAAGUGCUGCUGCAAGACCACCGCGCAUCCUACAUCAACCAUCUCUCUCGUGCUCCCCUGGCAGAGCUCGUAUCUGCCUAUCAGGACACUCUCAGGUCUUUUCUAUGCUUACCAGAGGUACCUGGCUGCACUGCGCCACGCCAUAAUCCAUAUGACGUAGAGGCUGAGUUGGAACUAACCCCGGGAAACAAGCAGUGGCAGAUCCUGGAUCUAUGCUCGUUCGUUUCGUGGACGACUUUUGCUGGUGCAGCCGAUGCCAUAUUUGGCGACGGUGCAUACAGCCCCAUCGUCUUGGAGGACUAUCAGAAGUUCGAUGAUAAUGUCCUGCUGUUGCUUGGAGGCCUGCCAUCGUGGCUUCCCGCCAUUGCGUCAUCGCUGCGGGCUCGCCAACGCUUGGUGGAGCAUCUGUCUAAGAAGAGAAAGAACAUGAGUACAUUGAUGAUGCACCGCCGUGAGCAGUUCACUACGAGCAGCGCUGGAGUGAACAUGGCUGACCUGCAUGUGCACAACAUGGCGUUCUUGUUUGGGCUGGUAGCCAACACCAGUCCGGCCAUCUUCUGGACCCUCCUCCACCUGGUGCAACGUCCUGACGUCAUCGAUGAGAUCAGGCAAGAAAUACAUGACAUCAUCAAGAGUAAUGGAAGUACGGACGUCGGCAACGCACCGGCAUCGGCAGAAAUGUGUGAUCCCAGUCAGCAUCACCUAUCCUCUAACCCAGACGUGCUGCGGGAGCAGUUGCAGAGCAUGGUGAAGUUAGAUAGUCUCAUAAACGAGAUGUUCCGCACUUGCAGCGCUCCGCUCCUAGGGAGAAUAGCGCUAAAGGAUUGCACUCUGCAGCUACCCGAUCAGAAAGCGCCGAUCCACAUCCGUAAAGGCGACCGUGUUUGUGUUGCUACACACGCCCUGCACACUCAAGAGCAAAUCUACGGAGACGGCAUGGAGCAGUUCCAGUGGGACCGCUUCCUGACGCCGGACCGCCUCGAGCCACGUGACUUCCGUGAUCGGGAGUCCGGCGAAAAGGUGCGGCAUCACCUGCUACCGUUCGGAUGCGGCACCACACUGUGCCCGGGAAGACACUUUGCACGUGAUGAGAUCAAGGUCUACAUGGCAACCAUGGUGCUUUGCUUCGAUAUCAAGGCAGUGGAGAGCGAUCAGGCGGUUCCACGGUUCGAUUAUCCCCGUUCGACAAUCGGCGUCAUACCUCCACUUGCUGGAGACCAGUACCCAGUGUAUAUUCGACGCAAGCAGUUCAGCUGAGUGAUCACUGAUUAUAGCUAUGAGAAGUUCAAGGCUGCAGACAUCACUCAACAGUGACUCGACACCAUAACACCGAAUGUACAUGUACAUGUAGUUUGUUGUUUAAUAAGGUUAUUCCAGAAUUGCAAUUUUCAUGCUCCGCUCAUCAGUGGCGGAUGCAGGUUAGCUCAUGUUUAGCUCGUAGAGUCGUACACUGUCAGCACUCAACAGUCAUCCAAUCGUAUGUAAUUACCCAACUACACCACAGUGCCCUCAUCCAUUUAGCAAGCGCAUCUCCAUUGUACUUGAGUAAGAUUUAACCAUGCCGUAACUAAGCUGGAAUUGCCAGUUGGCAUCUGACAGAGUUGCCUGGCAGUCACACUGUGCAUCUACUGCUUGCACAGCUGCAUAAUGCCGUUUUUUAUUUUUUAUUUUUAUUUUACUAUUAUUAUUUUUUCGGCAACGCAGAUGAUGAUGAUGAUCUAAGCUGGACGCUGAUCUGGCCCUAAACAGGUCCGAAUC